Messenger RNA from Ostrinia nubilalis (European corn borer), 1839 nucleotides. It is a transcript of the gene Brms1, whose product is annotated as breast cancer metastasis-suppressor 1-like protein. Gene Ontology annotation, cellular component: Sin3-type complex. NCBI's taxonomy places the organism in Eukaryota, Metazoa, Arthropoda, Insecta, Lepidoptera, Crambidae. Bases 106 to 786 code for a protein of 226 amino acids. Gene Ontology annotation, molecular function: histone deacetylase binding. The transcript has 4 exons. Gene Ontology annotation, biological process: negative regulation of transcription by RNA polymerase II. The record is from RefSeq and is a predicted model, not a curated record.
UUCGAGUUCGAGGGAAAGUCACAAAUCGUAAACUGAUUCCUUUCAUUCCUUUCUCCAAAAAAUUGCAAUUACCUUGCUUUAUUUUUCUAAAUUGAGUGGUCAAAAAUGCCUUCAAUGAAGGUAGAAGGUGAUAGUGACGGUGACGGAGACAUGUCUGGAGGAGAUACUGAAAGAUCUGGGGGAUCCUCCCGAGGGCCUGAUAGGGACUCCAGCGCUGAGGAAGCUGAUGAACCCGACUCUGAUGACUCCUCAGAGAUGGACGAGAGUGAAUGCGAGCGGCGCAGGAACGAGUGCCUGGACAACUUAGCGAACCUCGAGCGUCAAUUCACUGUUCUCCGUGAGCAGCUGUACUGUGAGAGAGUUAAGCACGUAGAGUAUCAGCUGGCCGAAGUGCGCGGUGGAAGGUCGCAGGAGUACCAGGGGCCCUUACGCAGGCUGCAAGAGAACAUGAGGGUUAGAAUCGAAGUGGCCGGCAUCCUGAAGCAGUACCGCAUCGAGAACAUCAAACACAAGUACGAGGCUGAGGAGCAGGCCGCUCACCAGCAUUAUAAGAGUGAAAAAUGGUUGGCCUACGAGACGCUAAAAGAAGAGAUCCAAGAAAAAAUCCGUAAGUUAGAAGAAGAAAGGCACACAGUGGACUUAUGGCCUAGCGGGAACGAAUGGGGCAGGAGGAGGCGCAAGAGGCAGGUGACUGUCUCCCCCCCUUAUGUAGUCUACAUGCUCCCUGAUGCUGACAUCAUGGAAGACUGGCGACUCGUCAGGAAACUGCUCGAGAGAGCUGACUAGCGAAUAAUCUAGGUUUAAUAGGAAGGUGGAUUGUGUGCAUAAUUUUAUAAUAGAUCGUUUCAUCCACAAAGACGCGCCCCAACAAUUUUUGGUCGAGGGAAGCGCGGGUUGCGGGGAGUAUGAUCCGAUCAAUCCGAGCGUCAUUAUUGUAGUGUGCGUGUGCACUCAUCAUUGAUCGUGUACCGAUAACACUCAAACAUUAGCGGAAGAAUGGUGGGGCGCGUCUUCGUGGAUAAAACAAUCUAUACCUGGGACAGUCUUAGUGCGGACACGGCAGUCGCUUCACAAGCUUGAUGUCCUAUUCGAAGGCAAAGAAUCUUCUGAAUUGUUUAUCAGAAGGUUAGUAAUUGUAAUUAAUUUAUGUUCUCUAGUUAGUUUAAUUGCCUCCGAGAGCUUACAAAUGGAGUCAAGGUUGGGAAACGAUGCACAGACAUAAUGAUAAUCAUGAUUAUUGGUUUUAUUUUAGAGCCAAAAUGUUAAAUUUUCUAUUUUUGUAACAUAAGUUACGUGUUACAAAGUAAUUUUUGUGGAUUUUAUAACCUGAAAUAUACGAGUAAUAUCAUGGAUAGUCACAAUACAUAUUAGCAAUUACACCACUGUAUGUUUUACAUGUAAUACAGAGAAGAAUUUAUUAUUUUUACUUCAAUUCUGAUCUCAUCCUCCUUUUAAUCAUCUGCUAUCGUUUAAAUUGUAAUUACCUCCAUGUUGCUAUUGUUUCGAAUUUAAUUAAUUUGUAAAAGUUCACUAAACCACUAUACUGAGUACAAAAUGUGCAUUUAAAUGUCACACUUGCAUGCUCUUUUGUACAUACAUAACUAAUUUGACAUAAAUUAGGUUUGGAAUGUCUGACAACACUGUUAUUAAGGACUAGAGUAGCUAAAUAUCUAGUUGAUAGUACAAAACCAUCUUUCAAUUGUUUAAUAUUAACAGAGAAAUUAUUGGAACUUUGCCAGGUGUGAAUUUAAGGAUCGAGGCUCUACAACAAUAAAUAAUACCGCCAGUAUUAAAUAACUCUGUUGUGAAAAUAGUUCAGCUUUUUUAAUAUAUGUACUA